AUGCUGAUGAAUGCCAACUCUUUGGACAAGAAAUCUGUAAAAAUGGCUUCUGUUUGAAUACGCAGCCAGGUUAUGAGUGCUACUGCAAACAAGGCACAUACUAUGACCCUGUUAAGCUCCAGUGCUUUGACACGGAUGAAUGUCAGGACCCAAACAGCUGUAUUGAUGGCCAGUGCAUUAACACAGAAGGAUCUUACAACUGUUUCUGUACACACCCAAUGAUUCUGGACUCAACAGAAAAGCGAUGCAUCAGACCAGCAGAUUCAAGUGAACAAACCGAAGAAACUGAGGUCUACCAGGAUCUUUGCUGGCAGCAUCUAAGUGAUGAUUUUGUUUGUAGUCGGCCUCUGGUUGGAAAGCAGACUACAUAUACUGAGUGCUGUUGCCUAUAUGGUGAAGCCUGGGGCAUGCAGUGUGCGCUGUGUCCUAUGAAGGAGUCAGAGGAUUAUGCCCAGCUGUGCAACAUUCCUGUUCCAGGAUCUCGACGGCCAUAUGGACAAGAUGCAUUGGUUGACUUCGAGGAGCACUACACUCCAGAAACUAAUCCAUACUUUGUGGAAGACCGUUUUCUGAACAGCUUUGAGGAGUUACAAGCAGAGGAAUGUGGUAUUCUGAAUGGAUGUGAAAAUGGCCGAUGUGUAAGAGUCCAGGAAGGCUACACCUGUGACUGCUUUGACGGUUAUCACCUGGACAUGGCCAAAAUGACUUGUGUUGGUGAGGAUAACAUAUUAAUUUAUCUUCUUCUGUUCAUGU
Nestor notabilis (Kea) is the source of this 753-nucleotide messenger RNA. RefSeq names its product latent-transforming growth factor beta-binding protein 1-like. The annotation marks the transcript as partial. The record is from RefSeq and is a predicted model, not a curated record. The transcript has 5 exons. Gene Ontology annotation, molecular function: calcium ion binding. Lineage: Eukaryota; Metazoa; Chordata; Aves; Psittaciformes; Psittacidae.